Penicillium atrosanguineum is the source of this 1218-nucleotide messenger RNA. RefSeq names its product putative extracellular exo-polygalacturonase. NCBI's taxonomy places the organism in Eukaryota, Fungi, Ascomycota, Eurotiomycetes, Eurotiales, Aspergillaceae. Bases 1 to 1218 code for a protein of 405 amino acids. Gene Ontology annotation, biological process: carbohydrate metabolic process. The transcript has 2 exons. The record is from RefSeq and is a predicted model, not a curated record. Gene Ontology annotation, molecular function: polygalacturonase activity.
AUGUCCAAACUCCUCCAUUCCUUAGCCCUCCUCACAACUUUCCCCCUUGUCCUAUCUCUAUCUCUGCCAGACACAAGUAACACCCUAAACGCCCGCGCCUCAACUUGCACUCCCAAAGCCGGAGGAUCAUCUUCAACCGAUGAUAUACCAGCCAUAACAUCAGCAAUCGCCUCCUGCGGCAACGGAGGCACGAUCGUCAUUCCCUCAGGCUCGACAUACUACCUCAACAGCGUGCUCGAUUUCGCCGGAUGCACUGGCUGUGAGUUUCAAAUCGAGGGCUUAUUGAAAUUUUCCUCGGAUACAGACUACUGGGAGGGUCGAACGGCAAUGAUCAACGUCAACAAUAUCGAUGGGAUCAAAAUUCGCUCUGUAUCAGGAGAUGGGGUCAUUGAUGGCAAUGGACAGGAUGCGUACGACCUCUUUGCUUCAGACAGCAGCUAUGAGCGCCCGACACUCCUGUACAUAACCGGCGGCUCGGACAUCGAAAUCUCAAAUCUGCGACAAAAGAAUCCUCCAAAUGUCUUCAACUCUGUCAAAGGCGGAAGCAGCACCGUGGCAUUCUCGGAUCUGACAAUGGACGCAACAUCCAAAAGCACCAACGCAGCGAAAAACACCGACGGAUUCGACAUCGGUGAGAGUACAGAUGUAACUAUCACAAAUGUUUCCGUCACCAAUGAUGACGACUGUGUCGCGUUUAAACCCGGCGCGGACGGGGUUACUGUGACCGAUAUCACCUGCACUGGCAGCCAUGGACUCUCUGUCGGAUCCCUCGGGAAAAGUUCAGAUGAUACGGUGAAGAAUGUCUACAUCUCCGGUGCAACGAUGAUCAAUUCGACCAAGGCGGUUGGGAUCAAGACGUAUCCCUCUGGCGGGAGUCAUGGGUUAUCAACUGUGACGAAUGUGACAUGGACAAAUGUCCACGUCGAAGGAUGUGAUUACGCGAUUCAGAUCCAAAGCUGCUAUGGAGAGGAUGCGGAUUACUGUGAGGAAUAUCCUGGGGAUGCGGUGCUGACGGAUAUUGUUUUUGAUGGAUUUAGUGGAACGACGAGUGGGAAGUAUGAUGAUGUUACGGGAAAUUUGGAUUGUGGGAAGGAUGGGUCUUGCGGGAUUACUAUCAGUAGCUAUACGGUUGUGGCACCGGAUGGGAAGAAUGAGGUUCUCUGUGCGAAUACUCCGGAAGGUCUUGGAGUUUCUUGUACUUCUGGGGCUUCAGGGUAA